This is a messenger RNA of Carica papaya (papaya), 2394 nucleotides long. Its product is annotated as cellulose synthase-like protein E6. The record is from RefSeq and is a predicted model, not a curated record. Gene Ontology annotation, cellular component: membrane. NCBI's taxonomy places the organism in Eukaryota, Viridiplantae, Streptophyta, Magnoliopsida, Brassicales, Caricaceae. Gene Ontology annotation, biological process: cellulose biosynthetic process. Gene Ontology annotation, molecular function: cellulose synthase (UDP-forming) activity.
CGUACAUUUCUAAUCCAGACUCAAUAUAGACCAGAGGCAUCCAGUCAAGGAAGGCUGCUGAAAGAAAGUAGCAGACGAGGAAUGGAAGAGAGUGAUUAUGUGCCUCUUUUCGAAACGAAACCAGUCAGGGGACGUCUCCUCUACCGUCUGUACACUUGUUCAAUCUUUUUAGCUAUCUGCUCGAUCUUCUUCUACAGAGUGAGCUACUUUCCAGCGGACGGGGGAGCUCGAAGAAUAGCGUGGAUUGGAUUGUUUCUUUCAGAAAUUUGGUUCACUUGUUACUGGUUUAUCACAGUCAUCGUCAGAUGGAAUCCUGUUCAUCGUUACACUUUCAAAGACAGACUCUCUUGCAGGUGCGAGAAGUUUUUACCAGGUGUAGACGUGUUUGUUUGCACGGCGGAUCCGACAAUAGAGCCGCCGGUGAUGGUGAUGAACACGGUUUUAUCAAUCAUGGCUUAUGAUUACCCGGCGGAGAAGCUGAGUGUGUAUUUAUCUGAUGACGGGGGUUCAUAUUUAACCUUCUACGCCUUGUUAGAAGCCUCGCGUUUUGCGAAGCAUUGGUUGCCGUUUUGCAGGAAAUUCGGCGUUGAACCGAGAUCACCGGAGGCUUAUUUUCAGACAGCAAUUGGACCGGUUGAGGAUAAUGAGUGGUGUUCAAUCAAGAGAUUAUAUGAAGAGAUGAAGGAAAGAAUUGAAACUGCCACGAAACUCGGUCGAAUUCCAGAAGAAAUUCGAAAACAACACAAAGGAUUCCGCGAAUGGGACUUCGUUUCUAGUCGUCAUGAUCAUCAGACCAUUCUUCAAAUUCUGGUCGAUGAAAGAGACAGUGAAGCUGUUGAUGUUGAAGGUCAAGGUCUACCAACUCUGGUGUACUUGGCGCGCGAGAAGCGGCCUGACUAUCACCACAAUUUCAAAGCAGGAGCCAUGAACGCACUGAUAAGGGUGUCAUCAAUGAUAAGCAAUGGUGAAAUUAUUCUUAAUGUUGACUGUGACAUGUACUCGAACAAUUCGGAGAUUGUGAGAGAUGCUUUGUGCUUUUUCAUGGAUGAGGAGAAGGGAAAUGAGAUUGGUUUCGUACAGUAUCCCCAGACAUUCUACAAUCUUACAGACAAUGAUAUUUAUGGAGUUUCAUUGAGUGUGGAAACUCUGGUGGAGUUUCCCGGAAUUGAUGCCAAUGGAGGACCUUGCUACAUUGGUACUGGAUGCUUUCACAGGAGAGAAGCUCUUUGUGGGAAGAAAUACAGCAAGGACUAUAAGGUAGACUGGAAGAGAACAAAUCUAACAAAGAAUGAGAAUUACAGAACAAGUUUCUCUGAAGAAACAUGCAAAGUUCUUGCAAGUUGUACCUACGAACACAACACGAACUGGGGAAAAGAGAUGGGUCUAAAAUAUGGCUGUCCGGUGGAGGAUAUAAUCACAGGGCUAUCAUUACAAUGCAGAGGAUGGAGAUCAGCGUACUCCAUUCCUAAAAGAGCUGGUUUCCUUGGUGUUGCACCUACAACAUUGUUGCAGUUUUUGGUACAACACAAGAGGUGGUCUGAGGGUGAUUUACAGAUUUUUCUCUCACGCUACUGUCCUUUCAUUUAUGGACAUAAAAAAAUCCCCCUCAAGCUGCAAAUUUCUUACUGUAUUUACUUGCUCUGGGCUGCAAAUUCCUUGCCAACCUUCUUCUAUGUCACUGUCCCAUCACUUAGCUUGCUUAGAGGCAUCUCCUUGUUCCCAGAGAUCUCAAACCCAUUGGUGAUACCAUUUGCCUACGCUUUCUUCGCUAACCGAGCAUAUAGAUUGGGAGAAUUUAUACACUGUGGACGAACAAUAAGAAGUUGGUGGAAUGAUCAAAGAAUGUGGUUGUUCAAGAGAACAACAGCCUAUCUCUUUGCCUUUUGCAGCAACAUCUUGAGGAUACUGGGGUUUGGGAAGUCAGCAUUCGAGAUCACUGCCAAGGUGGCCGAUGAGGAUGUGUCGAAAAGAUACAUGCAGGAGGUAAUGGAGUUUGGUUCUUGUUCUGUGAUGUUUGAUGUGUUAGCAGCAAUUGCAAUGCUCAACAUGUUGAGUUUCAGCAUCGGUGCAAGUAGAGUAAUCACGGAAGUAGUUGAUCGUAGCCAAAAGGAAGUGACGGUGGAGAUGUUUCCUCUCCAGAUUCUCCUGUCUGGGAUUUUGGUGGCUGUAAACUUUCCUGUGUAUCAAGCGCUGUUCCUGAGAAAGGAUAAUGGCAGGCUGCCGAUCUCUGCAACAUACCAUUCAAUCUUUUUUGUUCUGCUGGUUUGCAUUACAUUCAUGUAUUAAUUCGACUGUAUUCACUUUUAUAUCUAUGCGGUUAACUUACACGCAUACAUAUGUAUUACAUAUAUAUAUAUAGAUCCUUCAGUUUUAUGAUAUAUCCUAUUUAUGAAA